AUGUGGACCAACAAAGAUGCGUGGCACUUUUUCCUUAGUAACUUGCGUCAACAUGUUGUCACUCGGGAUGGUGUGGGACUGAUAUCGGACCGACACGAAUCCAUCAAUGCAGCUGUGGAACGGAGUAACGGAGCAUGGUCACCUCCUAGAGCUUUUCAUAUGUUCUGCAUCAGGCAUAUAGAGUCGAAUUUUCUGCGGAAAUUCAAGGCACCGUACCUCCAAAAAUUGGUCGUCAACAUUGGAUAUUCCAGGACGGUGCGGGAGUAUGAAGUGCGUUACCAGCGAUUACGGGAACGGGGGGAAGCGUAUACCAACUGGUUAAACCGAAUUCCUCGCGAACAGUACGCAUUGGCGUUUGAUGGUGGAUACCGAUGGGGUCACAUGACAACGAAUCUAGUGGAAUGCAUCAAUUCAGUGUUGAAGGGUGCACGCAAUCUUCCUAUUACUGCUCUUGUCAAGGCAACAUUCUACAGGCUAAACGAGCUUUUCACCAGAAAAAGAGCAGAGGCAGAAGCGCGGAUUAAUGCUGGCCAUGUGUUCUCCGAAGUCGUGACCUCGAAGUUGCAUGCAAACCAACUUGCAUCAGGAAACAUACAGGUCAGUUGCUUUGACCGGCAGAAUGAGGUCUUCGAGGUGCGUGAGAUGCCAAGCGGACUGGAGUUUGCAGUCGAUCUACGCGCCCUUCGAUGUGAUUGUGGUGAGUUCCAGGUGGACCGGAUCCCCUGCAGACAUGUGUUCGCAUGUUGCGCAAACCAGCGACUGGAUUGGAAGCUAUAUGUGCAUGAUGUGUAUAAGAUGGACCAAGUUCGGCGGGUGUACCGAGCAAGAUUUAGGCCACUAGGUAACCCGACGACGUGGCCUGCGUACAACGGUCCUCGCUACGUACCGAAUCCGUAUCUGAGACGUGUCUCGAAAGGGCGCCCCAGGAUGACGCGUUUCUUGAAUGAGAUGGACACGCGAAUGUUACGUCGUCCUAGGCGAUGUACGCUAUGUGGAGCUGAGGGACACAGUCGUAGUAGAUGCCGUCAGUCAGCUGGUAGAACUGCCGACGGAGAUGCUCAGUAGGUUCACAUUGUGGUAGGUGUAGAACGUCACUAUUAUGUCAUGGGUUGUCAUUUUGAUAGAACUUGACCUGAUAUGUGGAACAUUAUGUAAUGUUUUUCUGAUGUUUUUAUGUUAAAACGG
Molecule: messenger RNA, 1185 nt
Organism: Arachis ipaensis
Lineage: Eukaryota; Viridiplantae; Streptophyta; Magnoliopsida; Fabales; Fabaceae
Source: RefSeq, a predicted model, not a curated record